Messenger RNA from Westerdykella ornata, 1116 nucleotides. RefSeq lists its product as uncharacterized. NCBI's taxonomy places the organism in Eukaryota, Fungi, Ascomycota, Dothideomycetes, Pleosporales, Sporormiaceae. The coding region runs from base 184 to 954 and encodes 256 amino acids. The transcript has 2 exons. The record is from RefSeq and is a predicted model, not a curated record.
UCUAGCAAUUCCAACAACCUGGUUCCAUGGUAAUGUAGUCUUUACCCGCCUAUUACCUUAUAUGAACGUUGUACCACCCAGAAUUCUCCUUAUAGGCGCAUACAUCAGGUCAACUCAUACUUAUCUCAACAUCGUCCGAAGCCAACCAACUUCAACGGCCAUCUGCUUACCCAGCUUCCAACCAUGGAGUCGACCUCCAAAUCGAAGGCUGUCGUCCUGACAGUGAUUCUACCAGGCUACGCUCUAGCCGUCCCCAAAGUGACUGUCGUCCCCCUCACAGGAGGCUGCUCAGCAUUACCCGGCUACAACAGCACAACGGGCAUCGCAGGACCGUGGAUCGCUCGCGCCGAUUCGACGGGAAACAGCGCCCUAGAUGGUCUCCCGCUCAGCAUUGCACCCUUCACCAAUGAUGGCACUGACCGCUUCGGCUUCGUACGUCACUCAACCGAUCUCCCCAAAUGCCCAUUGCCUGACGCGAACACUCAGGUCACACUCCCCAAGCAACCCCCCCGCCUAGGCGGCGGCCAGACCGUGAGCUUCCGCUGCGCCUCCUCGCGGCUCCAAGCAUCCCUCCCCGCCGCGCAGUUCUACCCGGACGACCCGUCUUUGGAGCCAAAGUACGUCGACCUCGUCAUCUCGACCGAGGAGAAUUGGCAGGCGAGUUUCGGCUUCAAUCUUAGUCCGUCUGUACCCGUUGAGGCGUAUGCGCACUACGAUGAGAGCGGUAAGAGGGUGGAAGGGGUUUUUCUUGGGGCGGCGGGGAAGACGGAGGUGGCGUUGAAGUAUAAUUGGGGAGGGAAUGCGGGGGAGUAUUAUCUUGUUAGGUUGAACGGAGGUGUGGAGGGGUUGGUGGGUGGGGAGAUUGAGAAGGGGGAGGGGAAGGAGAAGAGGCAGGAUGGGUUUCCGGUGCUGGAUGAUAGAGAUUGGACGGGUUUCUUGAAGAUUGUGGGGUAGAGUGGACUGAGAAAGCGCUAACACCUCUUUAAACACUUCGAAAUUCUUGGAUGCUGGCAUAGUGGCAGUCAGAGAGAUCACUCAAGCAUUCGUUCCGCAGGACUUCUUAUCACAACUUUCACACCCAUAGCUCAAUCCGGGACCCAGGAAACACCCUAACCG